AUGUUUCAUGUAGUAAAAGAAGCAAUAUUAACACAUGGAAAUCCAUCUUGUUUUUCAAAAAAUUUAUCUACAUUUUUUAAUGAAGAUGAAAAUGAAACAUUAGGAUGUGUUGUUAGUAAAAAUGUUGUUCAGGUAAUUAAAUGGGAUGAAAAUGAUGAGAUGACUUUAUAUGAUCCAAUUUGUGUUAAAAAAAAUGCUGUAGAUAAAAAUAUUAUUGUAACACAAGCAGCUCUUGUUUUUCCAGAUUCAAGAAAUUCUCCUGUUGUAGUUGUUUGUACCUGCCAAAGUAUUAUUAUUUAUGAUGCUAAAAAUGGAAAAAGUAUGUUAACUACAGCAUUACCUGAAGGUAAUGAAGAAUUUUCAAAAUACAGUUUUGGAAAAGGAAUAACAUAUACAGAUAAUAAUAUAUAUGUUGGAACAGAUAAAGGAGAUAUUAUUUAUAUUUACUGUUCCAGUGAUUCAUCAUUUUCUGUUAAAAAAUCUAUUAUAGAACAUAGACAUCCAAUAAUGGAUUUAGCAACAUGCAAAUUUGAUCUUUUAACAGUUUCUUGUGAUACUUCAGGAUUAGUUUGUGUAUGGACAAAAAAUUUUAAAUCUCAAAAAUGUAAAAUAUUAACAAAUUUAAAGAUAAAUGUUAUUAAUAUUUUAAGAAAACAUGUUAUUUGUGGAACAUUUUCAGGACAAUGUUUUUUUUAUUCUAUCUUUACUGGAGAAUUAAAAGCAGAAGUUAACUGUAAUUGCAGAGCAAUUAAUGCUAUAUCAGUUGCACCUGAGUCAGCAUAUAUAUUAAUAGCUGGUGAAGAUGGUGUAAUGACUGUCUGGAAAUUACAUACAAGAAAACCAGAACCAUUUCAAGUUGAAUGGCGAUAUAAUGAAAUAGUUGAAAAUUCUAUAAUUGUUGGAGCUGAUUUUGCUAAUGGAAGAGGAAAUGUUUUUGUUGUGGCUUGUUAUGAUGAUCCAAAAAUAAGAUUGUUUCGUAUUGCCAAAAAACAGCCACCAAUUGUUAAAAGCAAAUAA
Molecule: messenger RNA, 1017 nt
Organism: Strongyloides ratti
Lineage: Eukaryota; Metazoa; Nematoda; Chromadorea; Rhabditida; Strongyloididae
Product: WD40 repeat and WD40/YVTN repeat-like-containing domain and WD40-repeat-containing domain-containing protein
Exons: 3
Coding region: 1-1017 (338 amino acids)
Biological process (GO): cilium assembly
Molecular function (GO): protein binding
Source: RefSeq, a predicted model, not a curated record